AUGAUAACCGAUAUGUACGCGCCGCUCCCGGCGCCUCCAAAUAAAUCAAUUGAACACCCGAGUCUCCGCGGCACGCCUCUGGCGAUGCUCGCAGCGCAGUGCAACAAGCUUUCGAGUAAAUCACCGCCCCCACUUGCCGAUGCAGCCGUUGGGAAAGGAUUUCAUCCGUGGAAGAAGAGCCCUGGCGCACACUCUCCAACAGGGGCGGGUAUGCCGCCACGUUCUCAGGCUUCAGCGUGUUCACCGUAUGCACGCGCUCCUACCUCGUGCGCCGCCGCCCCUUCGUACGGCAAUGAUCUUUAUUUUCCAUCGUCAGGUGAUCAAUUACUGGGAAAGAGUGAAUCUAGUGCCAGUCUAGGAUCAAUGUACUCGAGACAUCCAUAUGAAUCAUGGCCAUUUAAUGUUGGAGGAGGUGGCAGCAGCGGUGCGCUAAAAGCUGCAGAAAUGAGUGGUGUUGGUGCUGUUGGUAGUACAUGGUGGGACGUACAUAGUGGUUGGUUAGAUGUUGGAGGGCAAAUGGCUAAUUAUGCUGGUCAAGAUUACUCUCAACUUACACAUUCACUUUCUGGUGGAGCUCAUUUACUUCCACCUGCACCACAUUUGUUACAAGACGCUUACAAAUCUGUACUGCCUACGCAAGGAUCAUUUGGGCUGCACACGCCAGGUUCACCUGCACCACCGGCUCAAGCACCAUCGCCCAGAUCUCAAAGGCGAUAUGCUGGUCGCGCUACAUGUGACUGCCCGAAUUGCCAAGAAGCGGAGCGACUCGGUCCUGCAGGUGCUCAUCUCAGAAAAAAAAAUAUACACAGUUGUCAUAUACCUGGAUGCGGCAAAGUUUAUGGCAAAACUUCCCACCUAAAAGCUCACCUACGUUGGCACACCGGUGAAAGACCGUUCGUAUGCAACUGGUUAUUUUGUGGAAAAAGAUUUACGCGAUCCGAUGAAUUGCAACGACACCUCAGGACACAUACUGGGGAAAAGAGAUUUGCAUGUCCAGUGUGCAACAAGCGUUUUAUGCGAUCAGACCAUUUAGCAAAGCAUGUGAAAACACAUAAUGGUGGCAAAAAAGGAAGCUCAGAAUCUUGUUCUGAUUCAGAAGAGAAUAGUCAAGGUGAGACUGGUGGUGGUGGACGAUCCCCAGAGCAUCCCUUAGACGUGAAGCCAGGUGCGCUGGUG
Brenthis ino (lesser marbled fritillary) is the source of this 1176-nucleotide messenger RNA. The record is from the annotation of a GenBank genome assembly. Lineage: Eukaryota; Metazoa; Arthropoda; Insecta; Lepidoptera; Nymphalidae.